Selaginella moellendorffii is the source of this 1579-nucleotide messenger RNA. Its product is annotated as cAMP-dependent protein kinase catalytic subunit PRKX. The record is from RefSeq and is a predicted model, not a curated record. Gene Ontology annotation, cellular component: cAMP-dependent protein kinase complex. Lineage: Eukaryota; Viridiplantae; Streptophyta; Lycopodiopsida; Selaginellales; Selaginellaceae. Gene Ontology annotation, molecular function: ATP binding; cAMP-dependent protein kinase activity. Gene Ontology annotation, biological process: peptidyl-serine phosphorylation; signal transduction. The transcript is spliced from 8 exons. The coding region runs from base 770 to 1555 and encodes 261 amino acids.
GCAAUAUGUUUAUCCGUGACUAUUGCGAAGCUGACUUCAAUUCUUGGCCCUAUUCAAGAGUUACUCACCCGGUUGACAAAUACCAAAGUACUCGGGAAAAUACAUUGCUUAGACUACCUUUUUGGCUCAGAAAUAGACUUAUUAUCUCAUUCCAUGGGCGUGAGAAAGCUACAUUCUGGUGAAAUGUUGUAUCGAGCUGGAGACCCCGGUGAUCGUUUAUACAUCGUGAGCAAGGGAACAGUGAUCGAAACAGUACAUACUCCCACACCCGAUGGGAGCAAACAGAAGGGGGACCAGAUUCUUCUAUCUAAGGGAUCAUAUUUUGGAGAGAAUGCUCUUUUGGAUGACGAGCCAAGGCCUUCCACCAUGGUUGCGGGAACAAUGGAUGCCAACAGACCAGGAGGAGCAGAGCUUUUCUACCUGGACAAGGGAGUGCUGGAGGCAAACUUUGGACCGCUCCGGGAGCUCAUUGAAAAUCGUAAAAAGGAAAAUGAAUUAAAGGGGAUUGUUAAAACAAUUGGAUAUGAGGAUUUGGAAGAACUUGGAAUUAUCGGAACAGGGCUCUUCGGCAAAGUGAAGCUGGUGUUUUGCCGACGGACACGCGAGUAUUAUGCUUUGAAGUGUGUCAGCAAGGCAAAGGUUCUAAUACGUCAAUAUCUGAGCCCUUUUACGUGCUGUUAGCCAGUUCGAUAUUUUAUCAUUCAAGCAUGUUUGGAUCCAGGUCAUAAGACUCCAGGAGGAAGAACAUCUCAGAAAUGAGAAACUAUUUAUGACUGAAAUGGACCAUCCGUUUAUCACCAAGCUUAUUCGAACCUACAAGGAUGACAAGAAUAUUUACUUGCUUCAAGAGCUGACCACGGGAGGCGAGUUAUUCUUUCAUAUGGAGAAAGUUGGGCCUUUGAGGGAGGCUGAGGCAUCAUUUUAUGCCGGUGCUGUUCUUUUGGCGCUGGAAUACAUGCACGGAAAAGGAAUUGUUUACCGUGAUUUGAAGCCCGAAAACACUCUGAUAGGAGACAACGGCUAUCCAAAGCUUAUUGACAUGGGUUUUGCCAAGCGUAUCUACAAUCGACGAACCUACUCCAUGUGUGGGACUCCAGAUUAUAUGGCACCGGAGAUAAUUCGAAGACAGGGACAUGGAAAGGCUGUCGAUUAUUGGGCUCUAGGCUGCCUCAUCUUUGAGUUGAUAACGAAUACAAGCGCUUUUAAUCGCGGGGAAGAUCCUCCGCAGUUAGUGUUUCAAAGGAUCAUAGACGGACGUGUCAAGUUUCCACCCUAUGUUAGCUCAGAUGCUGCUGAUAUUGUACGGAAACUGCUGGACCCGAAUCCUGAGACGCGGCUCGGCUGUCGAAAGCGAGGAGCUGCCGACAUCAAGGAGCACCCCUUCUUCGCCAAGUCAGUUAAUUUUCAGCUGCUGCUCCGGCAAAAAGAAGAGCCUCCUAUGAUUCCAGCAAAACUAGAUAAUUACACCAGCCUGUGCAUACCCGACGAACCAAGCGAUCCCAUGGACGACUUGCCGGUGGACCCUUCGAACACAAAGUGGGACGACAUUUUCUGAGCCUCUGGUACAUUUUUUUCUCUG